CUUAAACCCUGCUUGCCCGCUUCCAAGCCCAGCCCCCGUUCUCACCCUGAACUCCCACCCUUAGCCCUGAAAAGUUGUCUCAGCUGGUAACACCCAGAGGCCCCACCGUAAGGGACCCUCAAAGCCACACACCCCCCCCAUUUGGGGACCCAGCCCCAAACCCACCCCUACCCUCUCCCUCAUCAUACAUCCCUUCCUCUGCUCAGUCUGGGCCCAGAACCUGCGGCCCUGAAGACAUGGAGUUUGUGUCUGGAUACCGCGAUGAGUUCCUUGAUUUCGCUGCCCUCUUGUUUGGCUGGUUCCGAAAGUUCGCGGCAGAGCGUGGGCCUGGGGGGGCCCGCCUUGAGGGCCGCUGGCGCCAGCUGGAGGCUCAGAUCAGAAGGCUGCCCCAGGACCCUGCCCUUUGGGUGCUCCAUGUCUUGCCCAACCGUAGUGUGGGCAUCAGCCUGGGGCAAGGGGCAGAGCCAGGCCCUGCACCAGGCCUGGGGGUUGCCCGGUUCCUGGGAGAUGAGCCCCCACUCCACCUGCGAGACCUAAGCCCCUAUGUCAGUUUUGUCAGCCUGGAGGAAGGGGAGGAAGCAGAGGAGGAGGAGGAGGAGGAAGAGAAUGGAGAGGAGGAGGGUGCAGGCAUGGAGAAGGUAGAUCCAGAGGAGGACGGGGAGCCAGCCCCCACCAGCAGGGAGUCCCCCCAGGAAGCAAACCCUCCAGGGGAGACAGAGGAGGCUGAGCAGGAGGCAGGAGGCGGCGAGGAUGAUUGCCGAGAGGACAAGGCAGAGGACGAAGCAGGCCCUGAGAGGAGGAAGGGGCGGAGAAGUGAGGCUGCCCCCCUGCACCUCUCCUGCCUCUUACUGGUGACCGAUGAACAUGGCACCCUCUUGGGCAUUGACCUGCUAAUGGAUGGAACCCAGGGGAGCGCAGGCAAGGGCUCAGGGACCGAGAACCUGGUUCCUCGGGCCUAUGCUCUCCUCUGCCACAGCAUGGCCUGCCCCAUGGGCUCCGGAGACCCUCGAAAGCCCCGACAGCUCACCGUGGGAGACGCCCAGCUGCAUCGAGACUUGGAGCGUCUGGUCCCGAGGCUGGGCGUGAAGUUAGCCAAGACGCCGAUGCGGACGUGGGGUCCCCGGCCAGGCUUCACGUUUGCCUCCCUCCGGGCUCGAACCUGCCAUGUCUGCCAUAGGCAUAGCUUUGAGGUGAAGCUGACACCUUGCCCCCAGUGUAGUGCCGUCUUGUACUGUGGAGAGGCUUGUCUCAGGGCCGACUGGCGCCGAUGCCCAGAUGACGUGAGCCACCGAUUUUGGUGCCCGAGGCUUGCAGGCUUCAUGGAGCGGGCCGGGGAGCUGGCAAGUCUGCCUUUUACCUACACUGCAGAGGUGACCAGUGAAACCUUCAACAAGGAGGCCUUUCUGGCCUCACGGGGCCUCACUCGCGGCUACUGGACCCAGCUCAGCAUGCUGAUUCCAGGCCCUGGCGCCCCGAGGCGCCCCCAAGGCAGCACGCCAGCCCUGAGCCUUCUUCUUGGUGGAGAUCCCUACCAGCUUCUCCAGGGGGAUGGGCCCGCCCUGAUGCCUCCUGUGCCCCCAGAUCCACCCAGGGGCGUCUUUGGCUCGUGGCAGGAUUACUACACGUGGAGGGGCCUCAGCUUGGACUCCCCCAUGGCCGUGCUUCUCACCUACCCAUUGACUGUGUAUUACGUCAUCACCCACCUGGUGCCCCAGUCCUUCCCUGAGCUCAACAUCCAGAACAAGCAAUCACUGAAAAUCCACGUGGUGGAAGCCGGGAAGGAGUUCGACCUGGUCAUGGUGUUUUGGGAGCUCCUGGUCUUGCUCCCCCACGUGGCCCUGGAGCUGCAGUUUGUGGGUGACGGCCUGCCCCCUGACAGUGACCAGCAGCAUUUUACCCUGCAGAGGGUGAGGGCUGAGGGGGGGGCGGUGUCCUCCUUCCUUCUGCUCUCCCCUUGCCUAGCGCCUCCCAGUGCCCUAACUUCCAGCGGUGUCUCCACUCUGCUCCUGGCUCCCCAGGAUGGCCCAGAGGUGUCUGUCCGUCCUGGUUCCGGGGUAUCCGCGCGGCUCAGCUCCAGCACUAAGGAGAAGGGGGGCCGCAGGGACCUGCAGAUCAAGGUGUCUGCACGGCCCUACCACCUGCUCCAGGGGCCCAAACCCGACCUGGUUAUCGGAUUUAACUCCGGCUUCGGUCUCAAGGACACUUGGCUGAGCUCGCUGCCCCGGCUACAGUCCCUCCGAGUCCCGGCCUUCUUCACCGAGAGCAGCGAGUACGGCUGUGUGAUGGACGACCAGACCAUGGCGGUGGCCACGGGAGGGGGCACCAGCCCCCCGCGGCCCAACCCCUUCCGCUCCCCCUUUCGCCUGCGAGCCGCCGACAACUGCAUGCCCUGGUACUGCAACGCCUUCAUCUUCCACCUGGUCUACAAGCCCCCGCAGGGGAGCGGGGCCCGCCCGGCGCACGGGCCCGCGCCCCCGGUCCCGACCCCCGCCGCGCCCCCCGCCCCCGCCCGCAGGCGCCGAGGGGAGAAGAAGCCCGGGCGGGGGGCCCGCCGGCGCAGCUUCUUUCAGCCCCUCGACGGCUGUCCCCUCUUCCCUGCGGCUCCGACUCCGACCCUCCUUGGUGAUCCCAAACUCCUGAUGUCUGUGUGUAAGUCACUGUAGGCCCCAGUGACCCUCAGGGGCCCGCACCAAGGCAAGGCAAGACCCAGGGGCGGAGAGGGGCUUCUCACUAGCGGGCAGGGGACGCACACGAGCUCCUGGGGGCGCACAGGCCUUGGUUUAGGGGCCGCGAAAGGCCCCCAGCCACCCACCCGUGGGCCAUCCUUGUCCUUCUCUCAUUCCUCAUAUGCAACGAAGAACCAGCUUGUGCUGAGUCCACUGCGAAUGUCACUCAAACCCAGUUCAUGUCCGCUCUCACUGCCCACUCGACGAGUCCGGCAGAGAAUUCUUUCUAGGACAGUACUUACCUGCUUAAAUCCCUCCGGUGACUUUCCUCCACUCUUAAAAUCCCCUGAGUGUGGGCUGGGUUUAGUGACUCAGUCAUUAAAGUACAGAAAGGGAAGAGUAAUGGAGAAACUUGGCAGACACCACCUUGACCAAGUGAUGAAGGUUAAUGAGCGUAAGUCACGGGGACAUCAUGUGCUCCCUGACAUGUUGCAGUGAGAAAGCCACAUCACCUUCCUAUUCCUCCCAAAAAUCCAUAACCUUGGUCUGACCCUGAGAAAACAGCAGACAAAUCCACACUGUGGGACAGUCUACAAGAUGCCUGGCCGCUCUUCUUCCAAAGUGUUCCAAAGUCAUCGAAGGCAAAAAAAGACCCAAGAAACUGACAGACUGGAAGGGAGUACGGAGACGUGACAUCUAACUAUGAUGUGGUCUCCUGGAUUGGAUCCUGGGGCAGAAAAAGGACAUUAGUGGAAAAACUGGAGGAGGAAUCCAAAUAAAAUCUGUAGGGUUUAGCUAACGGUAUGGUGUCGAUGUUAAUUUCUUCCUUUUGAUAAACACGCUAUAUGUCUUACAGGUUCUUCUCUCCCUUUCUGUCAUUCUCUUUUAUUAUAAAUAUUUUGGGCGUCGAAGUUUCCAAAUACACACAAAAGCCCAGAGACUGCAUCAUGAAUCUCUAUGUACCGGUCUCUCAGCUUCAACAAUUAUCAACGUUUUUCUUAUUUUAUUAUUACUUCUUGGGAAUCUAUGACAUAAGAAGACACGUGUAUAUAUUUGGUCUUGUCCAGGUUCCUGGCACAAGAGCUUCUGAAACCCUUGGAAUCUCCUUAGUGAAAGG
Molecule: messenger RNA, 3783 nt
Organism: Mirounga angustirostris (Northern elephant seal)
Lineage: Eukaryota; Metazoa; Chordata; Mammalia; Carnivora; Phocidae
Gene: ZMYND15
Product: zinc finger MYND-type containing 15
Exons: 13
Coding region: 237-2663 (808 amino acids)
Biological process (GO): negative regulation of DNA-templated transcription
Molecular function (GO): histone deacetylase binding
Source: RefSeq, a predicted model, not a curated record